AUGGGAUCAUUACACAGCAAAGUUUCUCCCUCCCGUGAAAACUCGCUUGAAAAAGGCAACGAACUGUUUGUCGAUCCUCGCUCGCCUACGCUCAACAUCAACAGAAGCCCGAUCGUUCAAGAGGUAAGUUGGAGCAAUUAUGCAUCUAUUACAAAAGUAAAGGAUCUUACUGCGACUCUGACUAACCCGAACACUGAUUCGAUGCAAACACCGGCCCAUCAUUUGCCAAAGCGUUUUCAGUCAAUCAUUGAUCCGCGGUCUCCUAGCACAUUCACCAGAACUCCGCUGAUAGUGGAUCCGGAGCAAGAAGCGGAUUGCAGCUUAACUAAUGUCGUUUCGUCACUGCAGUAUGAAGAGUGCAGCGUCUUACAAGAAGUGGACAAUGUGGAUGCAUCGUUUAAAGAUUGUGAUCCGCAAAUGUUGGAUAUAUGCAAUCUACAGAUCGAGUACGACGAAUCCGAGCCCAUCAUACAAUCGUUGACAGACCCGAAAGAGGUGACCAUAUUCGAAGAUGCCCAGGUCGUACCGUUCGCAGGUAUAGAUCCCCGUUCUCCGAACAUCGCUAUUGCCCGGACCCCCAUGAUGCUUGUUGAGCUGAAUUAUGAUGAACACUCCCAAGAUCAUUCUGGCCAGGUAGCUGUCGUACUGGGUUUUGAGGAAAAUACGAAAGAGAAAGUUGAAAAACUAGAACAAAUCCCGCACCAAGAGCGAGUAGAGGACAACCGCACCCAGCGAGAAGAUGAAACACCGAAAAAGGAUAAGCUGACUACGGCCGGAUACAAGUCGGGAAAUCGUACGCCAUUGGGUUGUGUGACUAACAUUGCUACACCAAAUAACAUCCGUAAAAUGGCCCUCAUAGGCCAGAUUAAACAGAGCAUGGCUGUAGACGAGCAAAAGUUACUUUCCCGCAGUGGUAACUUCGGCAGUGCAGAGUUGAACACUUCUGCUAAGCAAACGAAUCGCUCUAGAAUUCCCAAGUUGCGCUUGUCAUAA
Messenger RNA from Anopheles nili, 993 nucleotides. RefSeq lists its product as uncharacterized. The record is from RefSeq and is a predicted model, not a curated record. Bases 1 to 993 code for a protein of 330 amino acids. Lineage: Eukaryota; Metazoa; Arthropoda; Insecta; Diptera; Culicidae. The transcript has 2 exons.